UGCUUUUAUUGAGGUAUGAUAAAGUUGUGGAGAUAACUGAAAUGGUCUUGCAUAAAAAGGAAUCUCAAGUCGUACUAAAUUAAUCAUAAAUGAAAAUAGGUAUUUCUCGAGAGAUAUUGCUUUCAGAAAUACGGCUAGCAAACCGUUACUCACAUACACCAUCAAUCAAUUAUUUACAAGAUGAUUAAGAUGGAGCGAAAAGUCCCUUGGUUUAGGCAGAUUUUGCAAGGCAAAUCACCACAAAAAGUGCGGCAAAAACACUAACCUAAUUCAAUAAUGUUGCAAAUAAAUAACCGGCUGACAAAACAAAAAUAUUUACAAUAAAAACCAAGCAAGACAGGAAAUGGACCCUGAUUUUCAGAUGGUUUUGGGGUUAUCGCGCUGCUAAUUUGUAGCUUUAGAUGCCAAUCUCGUGCAAAUAGGCACCCCAUGCUCCGUGCGCUAAGCCACCGGUCUAGCCAAUUUGCGUUAAGGGCUUGUGGGCCAGCUGGUAGUUAGGAAAACCCUAUACAACAAUAAUGGUAACUCGGUGGUUGGGACUGAAACAAAUACCUCUAGGCCUUAGAUAUUAAAGCACUUCGCACCCAGCGAAGACAACAAUGCACUGACCAAACCCAUACGAGAAUACGAAAUGAAAUGCUACUUUGUUUUUGUAAUUCAAAUGAGUCGCAUGAUCGUCCGUUAGCUGGGUCGGUUUUUCGACAAGAGCUAGCUAAGCCGUUCAUUCCAUUGAGGACUGCAAAUUGAAAGCUGCUGCACACGGCCUUGGUUACAUCGGUGGCUCACUUAGCAAGACCUCGAAGUUGGACGAGUUCCGCGUAGUCUCCCGUCAUUGACAAGCAAUGAUUUCCAACGCGAAUCGAUACGGGACAGAUGAAGAGGUAGCUUUGAACAACAGCAACACGAAAAGCUCAACCGAGGUGAAGUUAGUCUCCAAGCACCGACACAGGGCGUACUCCAAAUCCACUCGUAUUUUCACCUUGAUCAUCCUCCUUCUACUUGUCUCCUGUGCCGUUCUUAUCGUACUCUACACCAUGGAGCGGUCGCGUCGUAUCCGCGCCCAGAGAAACACCGAUGACGGAACAGAAACUCGACUACGCCGUGUCUGCACAACAAAGGAGUGUGUCCGAACGGCCUCAGCCAUCAUCUCUGCCAUGGAUGAGAAAGUAGACCCUUGUCAUGAUUUCUAUAUGUUUGCGUGCGGUGGCUGGAAGCGCGACCAUCCCAUUCCUGACGAUGAGCCUUACUGGACGCAGUUCAUUCAGCUGACGGAAGAGAACUUUAAGGUCAUCAGAAGACUCAUCGAGAGUCGUGCAACGCGGAAAAAGUAUCAACACAACCCCACACUAGAAAAGGUAUUUGCCUAUUACGACUCUUGCGUAGACACGAAUGCCAUCAACGACGCGGGCCUUACUCCUCUCACCCAAAUUAUCGAGACGUAUGGAUCGUGGAACAUCACUGUGGAUGGAUGGAUGGGCGAGUGGAGCAUGGUAGAGCGCCUGGCAGCAAUGCAGCGGGACCUGAAGAUCAAACCACUGAUCAGCAUCAGCGUGGGCGCAGACUUUCACAAUUCAUCAGUCAACAGGAUCAUGAUUGACCAGACAAAUCACUACAUCACCCGUGAGAGCUAUCUGUCGAACUCGUCAUAUAAUAUACCGGUGCGUAAAGCAUAUUUCCAACUUAUGCUGGACAUUGCAGGAAUUCUAGGAGCGGAGAAAAAUCAAGAAGUAGUGACACAGUUCCAAGAAAUCAUCGACUUUGAACAGGAAUUAGCAAAAAUAUCUUUACCGAAUUCAUUCAGAGUAGAACUUAGUCAGAUGUUUACUCGUAUGACCGUACGGCAACUUUCCAACGAGACGGGUAACCAGCUUGACUGGCUUACACUUCUAAGGUUUAUAUUCCAAGACUCCGGGUACCAGAUUAAUGAAGACGAAGAAGUACUAGUAUUUGCAAUUGAUUCCAUGAGAAAGCUAGUGAACCUAACAGUAAACACGCCAAAAAGGGUCAUACGCAACUACAUGAUGUGGCAAGUGGUCGUCAACCUGUUCAAGUAUCUUGGCAACCGAUUCCAGUGGCCGUUCCGAAGCUUCAACAUGGUGGUCAGCGGCAGUAGUGGUGCUACCUCGUCACAAUGGCAGAAAUGCCUGAAUGAGAUGAGUGACAACAGAAACGAGAUAAGCUACCCGCUAGGACUGCUCUAUGUCGACGAGAAAUUUCAGAAGGAAAGCAGAGAAAAGGUUACAAGUUUAAUAAACGAUCUUCGAGAAAGCUUUAUAUCCAACCUUCAGAGCCUUGACUGGAUGGAUGGCGAAACAAAGGCUAAGGCUACAGAAAAGGCAAGAGCGAUACGGCAAAAUAUCGGUUACCCAGACUACAUCAUGGAUACAGAAGAACUGAAUAAAAGACUCAAUCAGUUACAAACGACCAACAGCUCUUACUUCAAAAACAUACUUAAUCUACGAGAAUUCAGCGUCUCUAGGAACCUUCAAAGACUUCGAGUUCCAGUCGAUAAAAGCAGAUGGAUUGUGGCUCCACACAUUGUGAAUGCAUUCUACGACCGAGUGACCAACAAAAUAAGUUUCCCCGCUGGCAUUCUUCAACCACCGUUCUUUGACCUUGAUUUUCCAAGGGUGGUUAGUUACGGCGGUAUAGGCAUCGUCGUGGCGCAUGAGAUAACCCACGGCUUCGAUAGUAACGGGCGGAAGUACAACAAAGUAGGAGACUUGUACAACUGGUGGUCUAACUCGUCCAACGACGGCUUUGUCAAUAAAUCCCAAUGCUUCGUGGAUCAGUACUCCAGUAUACAGGCCUAUGGCACAUAUCUAAAUGGAAAGCAAACUCUGGGAGAGAAUAUUGCAGAUAAUGGAGCAAUAAAACAAGCAUUCAUGGCCUACAAGACCUGGGUGAAACAGCACGGCGAGGAGCCGCUCCUCCCAGGACUGAACUACACUAAUGACCAGCUUUUCUUUAUCAGUGCAGCUCAGGUGGAUUGUGGUUCCAUUCGACCUCAGACAGCACGGAAAAAGAUCGAGCUCGGAACACACACUCUUGACUACUGGAGAGUUUUGAUGGAAAUGGCAAACUCCUACGACUUUUCAUCAGCCUAUAACUGUCCAGUUGGAUCGCGAAUGAACCCCAAGAAAAAAUGCGAAUUAUGGUGACAAGAGGUCCUAGAAGAGAGCAGUAGGGAACUCAUCCGCUAAUGGCUAGCUAUUUAUAUCGCAUAAAAUAAAAAUAUUAUAAAUACAUACGUUCGUCGAAAAAUAUAAGUAAGAGUGUUCACCAUACGGUUAAAUAAAAGUCACACAACAGGUACGGAAAUAUUUAAGGAUGAUUUGAGGGUCUUCCUCCAUCAAUCAGAGUUGCUUCCCUAACCGAUCAUUAUUAGUAGAAAACUCAAACAUGGGGCCCCAUAACUCAACGAUACUUAAAUAUUGCCUUUACAUAAACUUCCAAGUAAAAGAUUCGUACUAACAAAAUACUGCGUAGAAAAAAAUAAACACCAAAUACAUGGCUAUAAUAAAAAUCAUUAGUCAAAUUAAAUUAAAAAAUAAAAUAAUACACGAGUAAUUGUGCGCCAAAACAAAUUUAUUUUACUUAAGGUGAGUUUCUUCCAAUUAAUUUUUUUUAUCAUUUAAAGGAAUUUAGAUGGAUUUUGAUUUUAAUUUCAACACGGGGUUGUAAUAAAAACUCUUAGAAUAUUGCCGCUAUUUGGAUAUAAAUGUUGAUUUUGUCUCAAACAAAAAGAGCGCCCAUAUAAAACAACUUGUGAAACUUCCCGUUUAACGUACAAGGCUAAUGCCCCAACAAUCUCGUGUUCCCAAUCUAACUGAGAAAACGUAGUUAUACGAUUAUAACCAUACCAUUCUUGUACCUGUUCAAAUAUACUCUAUGAAAGAAAAUUCAAAUGUAAAUUUACAUCGUGAAGAAAUGUAGGUAAAGACAAACUAAAAAGAUAUCUUGUAUCAAUAAAACAUAGUAUAUCUAAUUUACUGUUUGCAUGUGUUUUACUUGAAAAAUAAAAACAAUUAAACAAGUUA
Messenger RNA from Nematostella vectensis (starlet sea anemone), 4040 nucleotides. RefSeq names its product endothelin-converting enzyme homolog. NCBI's taxonomy places the organism in Eukaryota, Metazoa, Cnidaria, Anthozoa, Actiniaria, Edwardsiidae. Gene Ontology annotation, molecular function: metalloendopeptidase activity. The transcript has 19 exons. The record is from RefSeq and is a predicted model, not a curated record. Gene Ontology annotation, biological process: protein processing. Gene Ontology annotation, cellular component: plasma membrane. Bases 843 to 3161 code for a protein of 772 amino acids.